Messenger RNA from Alternaria atra, 15873 nucleotides. RefSeq lists its product as uncharacterized. NCBI's taxonomy places the organism in Eukaryota, Fungi, Ascomycota, Dothideomycetes, Pleosporales, Pleosporaceae. The coding region runs from base 1 to 15873 and encodes 5290 amino acids. The record is from RefSeq and is a predicted model, not a curated record. The transcript has 4 exons. Gene Ontology annotation, cellular component: cytoplasm. Gene Ontology annotation, molecular function: catalytic activity; phosphopantetheine binding. Gene Ontology annotation, biological process: amino acid activation for nonribosomal peptide biosynthetic process; secondary metabolite biosynthetic process.
AUGAUCCAAGAAAACGGCGCAAACCAACGAUUAUCGGUACUUAAUGAGCGACCUUCGAUUCUGAGCGGACCUGACCUCCUCCACGAGCUUGUGCGGCCAUUUGAUUAUGACGCAAGUGCUAUCGAUUUCCUGGAACAUGGAUCGAAAAGGCGGAAGUUCUCCUACAGGAAUCUACAUCUUCUGAGCGAUGUCUUGGCUGGUAGAAUUACUGAAAGACUGGCAAGGCUUGAAAGUGCCUCGUCUAUCAUCCCGGUGUUUCUGCCACAGUCUCCGGAACUAUACAUAGCCCUAUUGGCCGUUUUGAAGGCAGGAAAAGCGUUUUGUCCUCUUAAUCUCGACACACCUACAGAACGACUAAAGUUUAUUCUCGAUGAUAUAUCCCCUGACCUUUUCAUCACGUUCUCGACCUUCGAUGAAGGUAUACGGACAGCCGUCAACACCGAAGUGGUUUUCGUGGACAAGGAACUCUGCGAUCGUGAGGAUCACCUGAUUGUCGAAAUACCAAGGCCGAGUACCAAGGAUCUAGCCUACGUGCUGUAUACUUCUGGCUCUACCGGCAAGCCCAAGGCUGUGAGCGUGUCGCACCACGCAGUCACCCAAAGUCUAUUGGCUCAUAACCGCCACAUUCCUGACUUCGCCCGUUUUCUUCAGUUUGCAGCUCCUACCUUCGAUGUUUCCAUAUUUGAGAUUUUCUUUCCGUGGUUCCGAGGGCGGACGUUGGUUGGCAGUACACGUGCGCAGAUGCUCGAUGACCUUCCAGGAACCAUCAACAACCUCGAAAUCGAUGCAGUUGAACUCACACCAACAGUUGUAAGCAAUCUUCUUAAGGGCAGAUCGAGCGUGCCUGGUUUGAAAUUGCUACUCACCAUUGGUGAGAUGCUUACCCAACAUGUUAUCGAUGAGUAUGGUGGCGACGAAACGAAGGAGAGUAUACUGUGGGCCAUGUACGGACCGACUGAAGCCUCGAUUCACUGCACGUUGCAGCCACAGUUCUCGACAUGCUCACCGAUUAGUACGAUAGGUCGUCCCUUGGAUACUGUUUCGGCUUUUAUUAUCACGCCUCCGACCGGAGAUCUGCCCUUGAUGCCAAUCGAGAUUCUCAGAACCGGGGAGGUUGGUGAGCUCGCUGUCGGGGGACCUCAAGUUGCUGAAGAAUAUUUGAAUCGCCCAGACCUCACUUCUGCGUCGUUCGUCGAACACCCAGAGUAUGGUCGUCUAUAUCAUACCAUGCCACAACUCCCAUCGGGGAAGAUCGACAAAGACUCUCUCGCAAGAGAGUACCUCCGCAAGGCCAACUCUAAUGGAACGCAUUCGUCUACCACCAUCACCCCGGGCGAUCCUGUAAGCCGGUCCAUCCUGAGUAUCGUUAGGCACCAUAUCUCUCAAGAUCCUGAUUUAGAUUUGGGUUUUGCUUUCGCUAGGAUGGAUUCUCUUCAAUCUAUCCGCAUAGCAUCUGGGCUACGCCGAGAGGGAUUCGAGCUGGGAGCAAUGGAUGUACUAUCAGCUCAAACAUUGACAGAUCUCAUCGCGAUAUGUAGAAAGUCUACAACAGCCACUAGUCUACAUGGCUCCACGAAAGACUCUCCAAGGUCACUCGUCUACAUGGAGAUCCCUCAGCUGGAGCGGUGGCGUAGCGAUAUCGCUUGCGUAAUACCUUGUACUCCGUUACAGGAAGCUAUGCUUGUGGAGACAAUGUCUAGACCUACUGCUUACUGCAACUGGAUCGAGGUCGAACUUUCAGUUUCGCGGACGUAUGAAGACAUUCAAGACGCCAUACACUAUUUGGCCAGCAAAACCGAGGUCUUACGUACCGGUUUCUAUGCGCAGUCGCAACAUUCUGGAACCUUUUCUCAAAUCAUUUGGAAAGAACUACUGGCCUCGCAAAUCCAGGAGGUGGACUGCUUCUCUAUGCUUUACACACUGCAGUCUGAGGAAGACUUCCUGCGACCGUUUCACGCGCAAAUAAUGACAAUCUCUGAACGACCUCAUAUAUUGUUCCGCAUGCAUCAUGCUUUAUACGACGGCUGGUCCUUCGAUCUGUUGCUACAUGACCUCGAUACACGAUUGCGUAAUGAGGAAACUGCGUUACGACCACAGUUCCGUGAAGUAGUCCAAUAUUUAUCCCAAGUGAAGCCCGAAGAUCAUCAGGCAUCUAGAAGCUACUGGACUAGUCUCCUCAACGGCUACCUUCCGAAUUCGCUUCCCAACUACCACGGGAGGCUUGUUGGCGAUCGAGUUACACGUCACUUUACUGGGCUAUCUACUAUCGAUCGGUCCCAGCUCUUUCAGCGCGCUCAUGAAAUGGCUAUCAACCCUCAGGUCUACUUCCAAGCUGCUAUUGCAUACGUGCUUAGUCUUUACAGCGGUACAGCCGACGUACUUUUUGGCAACGUUACAUCUGGGCGGACUAUCCCUGUAGCCGGUGUGGAGGGUAUCAUCGGUCCUUGCAUCGCAACUAUUCCCUUCCGCAUAGACCUCGACAACGCUCACAGCACUCAUGAACUUUUGCGUUUGACUCAAGCGUUAAAUCGAGAAAGUCUGAAGCACAGCAUUAUCCCCUUGCGCGAGAUAGCAAGGGCAGGCAAUAUACGACCUGGAACACGGCUUUUUGACGUCUUGUUCGUAUGGCAACAAUCAAUAGCCUCGGAUUCAAACUCGACACUUGCCGCCAGAGUCAUCGAUAGCGCGGACGAUCUUGAAUUCAGACUCACACUUGAGUUCGAACCACGCGAAGAUGACAUAUCGUUUCGCGCCACCUACGAUGCAUCAAAUUUCCCAGAGCAACAGAUAAAAUGUUUGUCGCGCCAGAUCGAUGAAGUAGUGGGACUAUUAUUAGCAAGAACUGAUCACGACGUCGAUAAGAUGAAAUGGUGCUUCACCACGCCUUCUUUGUCAAUCGCCAAUCCUACGCCUCGGCAGCGACCUAUCGAGCGUAGUCCUGCUUAUGCAGUGGAACAAUGGGCUCUGAUGGAUCCCGGAAGGCCGGCUGUCAAAUUCGCCCGUGUUAUACGUGGUGGUGUGGAAGUCGAAAAGGUAGCGACCUACAAGAUGCUGAACUCCCACGCUAACCAGUUUGCCCGCGUACUUGCUAAGCAUGGAGUUGGCAACGAUCAAUUAGUCUGCAUCAUGAUGGAGAAGUCGAUCGAUCUUUAUGUCUGCAUCCUUGCUGUUCUCAAGCUCGGCUGCGGAUACUUACCGCUCGUUCCUGAUACACCAAUCGAGAGAGUCAAGACCAUCUUGCAUGACGCGCGAGUCAAGGUCUGUGUCUCCGACUCCUCGACUUCACUUGAUAUCCGAAAGAAUCUUCGAGUCGAUCUGAUAGACUUCAACGCCAGCCAGCUUUCAGACUACUCUGAUCAAAACUUGAACGUGCCGUACGACGGACAGCAUCUUGCCUACGCUGUGUUCACUUCUGGCAGCACCGGAACACCCAAGGGGGUUCUCGUUACCCAAGAUAACCUCAUGAGCAAUCUGCAGUAUCUUUCGACCAUAUACCCUAUCUCCGCGGAAUCCUGCCUGCUCCAGUCCUGCUCACAGGCAUUUGAUGUCAGUGUCUUUGAGAUAUACUUCUCCUGGUACGUUGGCAUAUGUUUGUGCACAGCGAAGAAAGAUGAUCUGUUCCAUGACUUUGAGGCUGCGAUUAAUCGCCUGGGUGUCACACAUCUAAGUCUGACACCAACAGUCGCGGCAUUAGUGAAUCCGGAGAAUGUGCCGAGAGUCGAGUUUCUGGUGACUGCGGGAGAAGCUUUGACAGAACAUGUUCGAAGAACGUGGGCAGGUAAAGGCUUAUACCAAGGGUACGGUCCUUCCGAAACCACAAACAUAUGCACCGUUCGAGCAGCGGUCACUCCAGACGAUCUCAUCAACAACAUCGGCAUGCCUUUCACCAAUACUUCAGCCUUCGUGCUUGAUCCCGAGAGCGAGGCUAUUCUCCCCCGCGGCGCGGUAGGAGAACUUUGCUUUGGAGGGUACCAGGUCUUCCGUGGUUAUCUGAACCGUCCAGAACUGAACGCCGCAAAAAUCAUCAAUCAUCCCCUCUACGGGAGGUUAUACAGAUCAGGUGAUAUGGGCAUCCUGUUACCUGAUAGAUCCAUACUCUCCAGGGGUCGUUCGGACGAUCAGGUUAAGAUUCGUGGUCAGCGUGUCGAGCUUGGCGAGAUCACAUCAGUCAUGCUCGAUCACCGAUCAGUGCAAGACUGUGUCACUCUUCUUUUACCGCGUCCCAACAAUGCGCAAACACUCGUUAUUUUCUGGGUACCCACCACAGCCGUAUCUGACUGUUUCCAACGCUUAGAACUCACGGAGUUCGAACCGACGAAGUUGGAUCUAUUCGAUCUGUUAUCGCGUCGCUUGCCACCUUAUAUGGUUCCCUCCUAUCUCAUUCCCAUCUCACGCCUCCCAAUGACGAUGCAGGCCAAGAUUGACAAACGCCUCCUCCAAAGCUUGUUUUCGAAUCUAUCGGAAGACCAAUUGGAACUUACCAUGCAACCAACCGACAGCGACGAAGAGCCGGAAACGUCAUCGUUGUGGGAGAAAAACGUAGCCCAUGUUCUUGCGCAGACACUCGGCAUAUCAUCGGAAGACCUUCGGCGGACUUCAUCAUUCUUCAACAUGGGUCUGGAUUCCGUGUCAGCUAUACGUUUUUGUAAUAGACUUCGAAAACUAGACUUAGGCGACUUUACCGUUUCUACGGUGUUGAAGAACUCGUCAAUCGCUCGACUAGCAUCUGCUCACGAUCUGCACUCACGCUCACCAGUGCGAGAAACGACCAAGCCCCCUACCAUCAACCUAGAUAACUUCCUCAAUCCAGGCGAAGUGUCUCGAAUUCUUGCGCGUUAUGAUAAAAGCGAAUUUCAGGUGGCAAGGCUACUACCUUGUACACCACUUCAAGAAGCAAUGUUGUCGAGCGGUGAAUCGUUCGCAGGCUCGGCGUACUGCAAUACGAUGGUUUUCGACGUCAAAGGAGACGUUUCGCGGCUGCAAAACUGCUGGUUGAGCAUAGUCCAGCGACAUGAGAUUCUUCGUACUUGUUUCGUUGCCACUGAAGACCCAUCGUUCGCAUUUACGCAAGUUGUUCUACGCGAUACCGGCUUGAACUGGCACUUCCAUGGCUUUAUAGACAAGGUGCCAUCACAUAUGGACAGCGUUAUCUCCGACCUCCUUCGAGCCGAGAAGCCUCCGGUCUACUUUGCCUUGGCUCAGGAUGGAACGUCCACGAAGUUGCUAUUUAGUUGCCAUCAUGCGCUCUACGAUGGCAUUGCCAUCACCACGCUCCUUAAGGAGAUACAAGACUUGUAUCUGGGCUACAAGCUGCCACCGCCAGUUUCUCACGAUAUGUACCUGCAGCACAUGCUUCAUCAGGAUUAUGCAGAGGGCGAUCAAUACUGGGCCGCUCUAUUAGGGGGCCUUGAGCCUACUCUUUUCCCUAACCUCACCGGUAACAACUCGAGAGCUCUUGGAAAAUCCGCAUCCUCAUCAAGACGUCUACAACUACCGCUCGACAACAUACGGAGAGCAUGUCAAAACACAUCGGUGUCAUUACUGGCGGUAGUACAGGCCGCUUGGGCAAAACUGCUGCACUUCUACACGGGUGAGAACGAUAUCUGCUUCGGCAAUGUUGUCAGUGGGCGCGGCAUUGCCGGAGAUGGCCUCGAGCGCAUCGUCGCUCCUUGCUUUAACACUUUGCCCGUUCGCGUCAACUUCGAUUCCCAACAGUCCAAUGACGCUUUGAUACGCCAGAUACAUACUCUCAGUAUUGAGUCGCUUGCUCACCAGCUGACUCCGCUUCGACGCAUACAGAACAUGGUACUCCAAGAGGGCGGUCGUCUUUUUGACACUCUUGUGAUACUUCAGCAGCCGAGAGCACCUUUGGAUUCUUCCAUUUGGACACUUGAACAAGACCUGGGCGAUAUGGAUCUACCCGUGGUAUGCGAGAUCGUUCAAGAUCCGACCGCGAACACAUUGGAGCUAGUCCUACACUACCAAACGUCACUACUAUCCAAAGCGGAGGCUCUAUUGGUUUUGGAGACUUACGAUGCCUGCCUGUCAUCGUUGAUUGCGUCUCCCGAUGCAACAUCUAUCGACAUCACAAAGUUGCCAGUUCAUCUCCGAGCGGAGUCCAACAUAGAUUUUGAGCGGUUCCAAACUGGAACAGCCUUGCUACAUUCUGGUUUCGAGCUUAUGGCGGCGUCGCACCCAGAACGUGUAGCGCUAGACUUCUUGCUUCCGGAUGGCGGGAGGACGACUUGGUCUUUCAAGACUCUGAACGAAAAUGCAAACAUCAUUGCGCAUACGCUCAUUGGAGAAGGAGUUGGACCUGAAGACGUUGUCCCUAUUCAUAUACCAAAGAGUCCACAGUUCUAUGCAAGCAUACUGGGAGUUCUUAAAGCUGGAGCCGCUUUUGCACCGGUACAUCCCAGUCUACCCAAAGCACGUAGAAAGGUCAUGCUCCAAGAGUUGAAGCCAAAGCUCGUGCUUUGCUCUGAUAAUUCGAUACUUCCCAAAGAUCUAACCGAGGCGAUCAUUGUCAACAUUCAGGCUGUUGCACCCACACUGCAUAGCAAUCCUGUCGUUCCUAGUCUAAGGGACUCGAACCUAGCCUACUGCCUCUUUACAUCUGGCUCCACGGGUGUACCGAAAGCGGUCAGCAUGGAACAUCGCGCUCCAAUCCAAACUAUCCUGAGCUCCAAAUCUCGCGUCCCUUGGAGUUCAUCGUCGCGACUGCUACAAUAUGCGGCUGUGACGUUUGAUAUGUGCUACUACGAUUGUUUCCUGGCCUGGACCUUCGGUUUCACCCUUUGUACCGCGGAACAGAAUGAUUUGUUGAACGAUCUACCUAAAGUCAUCAACUCUCUGCAGGUCGACUUGCUCGACCUUACACCUUCAGUUGCAGUAUCACUCAAGAGGGCGGAUAUACCGAGCGUCAAGUGGCUGUACUGUAUCGGAGAAGCCAUGUCGUCCACCAUCGCAGAGGAAUGGGGAAGUGCAUGUGUCAACUCGUAUGGACCUACUGAAACUGCCUUCUGCACGACUAUAAGCCCUAUCUCAAGCGAUGCAAGCACGUCGGUCAUUGGCAAGCCCUUCCCAACGACGACCUUCGCCAUCUUCUCAUCUCAAGGUGACUCGCCUUUGCCUGUGCUAAGUACCGGUGAACUCUAUAUUGGAGGUGCACAACUCGCGCGAGGCUACUUCGGCAAACCUGGUCUUACAAGCGAGCGAUUUGUCACCUAUCACAGCCAGCGGUUCUACAAAAGUGGCGACAUGGUACGAAUGCUGAGCGAUGGCAACUUCGAAUUCGUGGGACGCACGGACGAUCAAGUGAAGAUUCGUGGGCUCAGAGUAGAGCUUGGCGAGAUCAACCACGUCAUUCAGAAUAUCCAUCCAGACAUCGCUUUUGUGACCACCCAGAUCCUUAAGAGGAGUGAGACGGGCAAAGAGCAGCUUGUAUCUUUCCUAGUCUCGCAUGGCAAGAUCGAGAAGAGGAGACUUUUCGAGCUGCAGCGAGAGCUUAAGAAGACUGCAAGCAACCGCCUACCGUCUUACAUGGUUCCCCAGUUCUUUCUUUUCGUCGAAGAUAUACCGAGAUCAAUGGCUGGGAAGAUUGACAAGAGAGCAUUGGCGAACAUAUUCCAAGACCAUGCGGGUGCCGAUCUCCUUACCAAUGGGUUUCGACAUGAAUUGGAUCAUCGAUGGACUAAGACAGAGACUGAUGUUCGAGACACUUUUGCGCUACUGUCCGAUACUUCACAGGAUGAUAUUGCUCCAGGAACCUCGAUCUACCAACUCGGCCUUGACAGUAUCAGCGCAGUGCAAGUCGCAGCUGCACUCCGGAAACAAGGUUAUCGUGUAAAUGCCACUGAUGUUCUAAAGCAUACCACGUGUGCCGAUCUUGCAGAGUUUAUAGAUCAGGCGAGCCCAUCCGAUGUGUCUACAAAUUCACAAUUUGACUUCGCUGCUUUCGAACACAAAUAUAGGACGCAGGUACUGAGCGAUAACAACAUCCCGGAUAGCGAUGUCUUAGCCCUUCGCCCCUGUACUCCGCUCCAAAACGGCAUGGUAUCGCAGUUCUUGGCUAAAGAAGGAGCUGUAUAUAUGAACUCCCUUCGCCUGCAAUUGGAAUUGGAUGUGGACAUCGAUAGACUUAAGAAGGCGUGGACCCUGACAAUGGAACGCCACAGCGUACUGAGAGCCGGAUUUGCUCAUGUCAAGGAUCCGCUUCACCCAUUUGCUAUGAUUGAAUACACUUCCAAAUCCGUCGACUUGCCGUGGUCUGUCACCUCAAACACUACUUCCGAUUCAAUCGAUCAAUGGGUCCAGCAGCUACAGCACGCAUCUCUGAAAAAGCUGCACUCGCCAGCUUGGGCAUUGCGCAUCGUUGAGGAAAAGGGGUACUAUGCUCUUGACCUGGCCAUUCUACAUGCUCUUUUCGACGCGCAAAGUCUCCAAUCCAUCUUCAAUGACGUUGCUGCUGCAUAUCUGGAUCAGCCUUUACCGUCACCAAGACCUAUCGACGCAGCCAUCGGCAGCAUCCUUCAGUUUAGCGGUACAAACACCGCCGAUCGAAAGAUAUUCUGGGCUGGCCUUGGGAAGGCUACAAACACAUGUCGCUUUCCUAACCUUGCACCUUUGAGAUACAGUCCAAGCUCUCCAUUAGUUUACACGCGCCAAUCCGCAAAACCACUUCGUGUCCUAGAAGACGGAUGUCGCAAUGCAAACAUCACCAUGCAGACUGCAGGUAUUGCGAGUUGGCUUUCCUUGUUGAGCGCUUACACUGGAGAAAGCUCAGUAACAUGCGGAGUUGUGCUAUCCGGUCGAAUCUUCGAAGGGGCAGAAGAUGCUGUUUUCCCGUGCAUCAACACUGUACCAGUGGCAUGCACGAUAUUGAGUGAUAAAGUCGCAUUCCUUGACAGAAUCAUGGAGCUGAAUACCGAGAUCCAGCAAUAUCAGUUCACACCGCUCAAGGAGAUCCAGACGUUGAUGGGCUUUCCGAACGAACCACUUUUCGACACAAUAUUUGCCUAUCAGAAGUUUCCUGGUCUUACAGAGGCUAGUACUCUAUGGAAAGUGGUCGACGAAAGAGCGGCCAUCGAGUACCCGGUUUCGAUAGAGCUGGAGCCGGUAGAUGGACGCCUAGAGUAUCGACUCACGUUCUUACCGCAUAUAAUACCAAAAGAACAGGCCAAACUGAUCCUUGAUCAGCUAGAUCAUUUGAUCGAGAGUUAUACUUCGACCAGCCCUGCAGUCGAGACCCGCUGUACGGAGCAGCUCUACUCUAUCACGCCCGCUAAGGAGUCUGAGUUACCGUCUAAUGCUAAGCUACUACACGAACUGGUCGAGCAUACUGCGAUUGAAUACCCUAAGCGCAUUGCAUUUGAGUUCGUGUCAGUGAAUGAUAAAGGGCAGCGGGUUGUUGAGCAAUGGACCUAUGCUGAGCUGGAUGCAGAAGGGAACAGAGUUGCUCGCUUACUCACCUCUUACGGGGUUCAGUCAGGUAGCCUGAUUGGUGUGUGUUUCGACAAAUGUCCGGAAGCAUCUUUCGCCAUGCUGGGGAUACUGAAGGCUGGCUGCGGCUUUGUCGCUGUCGAUCCCAGCGCACCUGCUGCACGUCAGACUUAUAUCGUUGAGGAUUCGCGGGCUCAAGCUGUUGUAUCUUUGUCUUCUCAAGCUGCCAAGUUUGAGGGGACCAUCAGUGUGCCUGUACUGAAGCUCGACGAGAUCGACUGGCGUUCGCUAUCUGGCUCUGCGCUUUCGUACAACAACGAGAUAAACCCUCAGGACCGUAGCUACUGCUUAUAUACUUCUGGCACUACGGGCACACCCAAAGGCUGCGAACUGACCCAUGAAAAUGCGGUGCAGGCGCUUCUUGCCUUCCAGCGUUUGUUCGCUGGACAUUGGGAUGAAAAUUCGCGAUGGCUUCAGUUUGCCUCAUUCCACUUCGAUGUUUCAGUACUUGAGCAGUAUUGGAGCUGGUCUGUUGGCAUCUGCGUGGUUUCAGCACAUCGGGACCUCAUCUUCGAAGAUCUGGCGAAGUCUAUUUCUGAUCUCAACGUUACCCACAUUGAUCUGACGCCUAGUCUUGCCCAGAUCCUCCACCCGGAUGAAGUACCCAGCCUUUGUAAGGGUGUCUUCAUCACUGGUGGCGAGAGUCUGAAACAAGAGAUUCUCGAUGUGUGGGGUCCAAAGGCUGUCAUCUAUAACGGGUAUGGGCCAACAGAAGCAACGAUAGGAUGCACAAUGUACCCACGCGUUCCGGCCAACGGCAAACCCUCGAAUAUUGGUCCUCAGUUCGACAAUGUCGGAUCUUUAGUCCUUCACGCAGGUUCCGACGCCCCAGUUCUACGAGGUGGUGUUGGUGAACUCUGCGUCUCAGGCAAACUCGUUGGCAAAGGCUACCUCAAUCGUCCUCAGCUAACUGCGGAGCGCUUCCCUUAUCUAGAGCGUUUCAACGAGCGUGUAUAUCGGACUGGUGAUCUAGUUAGAGUACUGCACGACGGCACAUUCGACUUCCUGGGACGUGCAGACGAUCAGGUGAAGUUGCGUGGUCAACGCCUCGAGGUGGCUGAAAUCAACUCGGUCAUUAAACAGUCCAGCAAGACGAUUUCUGAUGUUGCAACACUAGUACUGAAGCAUCCAAAGCAGCAGAAAGAGCAACUGGUGGCUUUCUUGGUGUGUGGCAAACUCUCCAGGGCUCAACUUCAGGUCCGACUGGACGAUGUCGAAGGGAUGGCGAGUGCGAAGGAAGCUUGUCACGAGAGGCUUCCUCCAUACAUGGUCCCCACGCACUUUGUUCCUCUCACUGCAAUGCCACUGAACAUCAACAACAAGGCAGACGCUAAGAAGCUAAAAGAGCUUUACGAAGCACUUUCCUCUCGCGAACUGCAGGUGAUAUCAGCCAACACAAUCGACCGAGACGAAUCCUGGUCAAAACAUGAUGAGAAGCUCCGUCAUGUACUCUCUCGAACACUGGACGUGAGCGAGGAGUCUAUUGGCAAGGAUACCAGCUUAUAUGAGCUAGGUAUGGACUCAAUUUCUGUGAUCGGAGUAUCGCGUACACUCAAGCAGGUCGGCUUCGAAACCGCCAGUGCAUCUUUAGUAAUGCGCUGUCCUACCAUUCGUCGUCUUGCGAAAGCCUUCAACGCUGGCAGUCCUGUCAAUCGAGGCCAUGGAUCUUUUCUCGCAGCACAACAAGCUAUCCACGCAGUUCAACAUCGCUACAAACAUUCCAUCGCACAGUCACUAUCGAUCGAAUCUAGUAGGAUCGACAUUGUCGCGCCAUGUACUCCUUUGCAACAAGGUAUGAUUGCGAGGACUUUGGAAAGCGAUAACGGGUUGUAUUUCAACACCUUCCAAUUCCGGUUACAUGACAGCAUCAACGAACAGAAACUCCAAGCGGCAUGGGAAAGCGUGCAUACUUUAACCCCGAUACUGCGCACGGUCUUCGUCAACACAGAAGAAGGUUAUGUGCAAGCAGUUCUUGGUGGCGUCCCUUUUCAUGGAAUAACGCGAACCUCAGCCGCAGACCAACAUCUUGCCGAGCACACUGAAAAUUUGCGACACAGCUGGCUGGAGCUCAACAAAUCCCAGCUCAUACAUCCCUUUGAGCUGCGUCUUGUCGCUACCCCAACGCAGAAGCUGCUGGUCAUACAUAUCUUCCAUGCACUCUACGACGGCAACAGUAUCGAAUUAAUCUUCCAAGCUGUAUGGAACUACUACAACGACAAGGACCCGAAGUCUGCCGCACCUGCCUUCCAUACUGCACUCGCCUAUGGCCCGCUGAACGUCGCAGACGGAGCGAAGAAGUUUUGGCAAGAUCAUCUGACUCAGAGGUCUUCUCCUUUACCCGCUGUUUCCAGCGAGUCAACCAAAAGGGCUGUCGUGGUUACCCGUAUACUACAUGCAUUGACAGACUUUGAUUCUGUAAGACGUCAACUCAACGUUACGGCGCAAGCCGUCGCUCAAGCUUGCUGGCUGUUCGUACUUCAAGAGCAUAUCAGAGGUCCUGUGACGGCUGGAAUUAUCGUUUCUGGACGUAGCAUUGACCUAGAAGGUGCAGAUCUCAUCAUAGGCCCGAUGUUCAAUACCAUCCCAUAUCAGCAUCGCGCUCAACACUGCGAAUCUUGGGCAUCGAUUAUCAAGAGAGUGCAUGACUUCAACGUUGAAGCUCAUCCCUAUCAGCACACGCCACUAAGAGACGUCAUGAAGUGGUGCAAGAGAACUCCGAAUCAACCGCUGUUUGACAAUCUCUUUGCAUACCAAAUCACACAAGGAGACGAAGAGUGGGCAAGGAACGAUGUUUGGGAGAUCCUAGAUGAUGACACUGUCGCUGAUUAUCCUUUGGCUUUGGAAGUCGAGCAGAAGACGGGCGACGUGUUCAAACUGACCUUGGUCGCUCAAGGUCAUGUCUCAGAUGGAAGUUUAGCGAAUGAGCUUCUAGAUCGAUUCGAGGCAGCAUUGCGACAGGUCUUGCAAGAUCCGUCUUCUAUACCGGAAUCGAAUGCUGAAGUGAACGGUGUAGUAGAAAACGGAGCUAUCUUGGAAACGGAAGCGAUCCACGAUGCUGGUGACACGACCAGCUUCGAAUGGACCAGCGACGCGAUCAAAAUCAGGGAAGAGAUCGCUGAUCUAUCCGGUCUGGAACUCGAGGGUAUUAACGAAGCUACUUCUAUCUUUGAGCUCGGGCUCGACAGCAUCGAUGCUAUCAAGCUAUCUUCAAAGCUCAAGAAACGUGGAGUGAAUAUUCCCGUAAGUGGCAUCACGCGCGGAUUGACCAUCGCGAAAAUAGCACAGCAUAUCUCAGCCAGGGAAACACCAGGCAAAGAGUCUACGAAAUCAGACCUUGACCCCUACAAGCAGUCAAUGAGAAGACACCUCGAACAGCAUGCGUUUGAUACGGCCGAUGUCGAAGAGGUGCUUCCCCUUACACCAUUACAAGAAGCUAUGGUGGCUGAGAUGGUUGCAUCAGAAUACACAAGAUACUACAAUCACGAUGUGCUCAGGGUGCAUUCUUGGGUCGAUAUUGAGAAGCUUCGAGACGCUUGGUUUGCAGUCAUUACGGCCUCACCGAUCCUACGAACUGGUUUUGUGGAGAUAGAUGAUCCGGAAAUCGACGGUUCUUUCGCACAGAUUGUCUACCAAAGGUGUUAUAAUUUCUGGUCUCACCUCAAGUUGGAGGAUACUCCUGACUUCACAUCGGUGUUCGAUGAACUUCGACAUGAUGCCGUACGAAGUUCGCUUUCGACACCUACAUUCCGCCUUAGCUUCAUCGAGACUCCCGAUCAUCGCUACCUUGUUCUUUCAAUCGGACACGCCCUUUACGAUGGAUGGUCUCUUAGCUUGCUGCACGCCGACGUGUACCGAGCAUACCAGAAUCAAUUCAUUUCUCGACCCGGCUAUGAACGUUCGUUGGCAGACAUCAUCGCGACGUCCGGAUCUGCUUCUGCAGGCUUCUGGCAAGACUAUCUCUCAGAUGCGAAGCAGAGCUUCUUCCCUCGACGAUCAGACGCUUCUAGCGGAAUCGGCAGCUACGUUCAUCGUCACGAGCAAAACAGUGUAGUGCGGGUAGACAAGCUCCAGGCUUUUGCGAGGAGAAGCAAUGUGUCAUUGCAAACCAUUGGUCAAUCAGUCUUUGCUCUCGUCUCAGCAUUCUAUACCCAGAGUUUAGAUAUUACUUUCGGGUCCGUACUUUCCGGAAGGGACGACGAUGAACGGUCUCAGCUGUUGUUUCCGACUAUGAACACAGUGGCAAUCCGGGCAAUUCUGCACGGAUCUGGGACGGAUAUGCUGCGUUACGUACAAGAAAACUUCAUGAACAUCAAACAGUGGCAGCACUACCCCUUGCGGAAAGCUUUGUCCGCGGCUGGUGUCGAUGGCAGAUUGUUUGGGGGUCUAUUCAUUUAUCAGAAGGGCUUGGAACAAGAGCAGGGCGGGGAAGAAAAGCUCUACACGAGCAUUAAGGGCCAUAGCGACGUCGAAUAUCCGGUGUGUGUAGAGAUGGAAGUGGUGAACGAGAUGUUGGUCUGGCGUUGUGCGGUCAAAGAGGAGGUUCUCGACAGAGAAGGAUCGAAGCAGCUAUUGGAUCGAAUGGACGACGUGCUCCAGUAUUUGAUGAACAGACCAAAGGUGCCUGUCAUCGAGGCUACCGCAAAGGGCACAUCGAUAUGUGGCUUGCCGGCUUUCACUAGAGAACCAUCUCGUACGAUCAGUAGUUCCGAGAAAGUCGACGACAAGGACACUAGGGAUCCAACAAGCACAGAAACAGCUCGCCAAAUCCGCGAAAAGCUAGCUUCAGUAUCGAAGAUACCCCAAGAUGAAAUCAAGAGCGACAUGACUAUCUUCCACAUGGGACUAGACUCUAUCAGUGCGAUCAAAGUAUCUUCUCUUCUCCGCAAACAGGGCAUCAUUCUGAGCGUUGGUGAGAUGCUUCGAGCUGGUACGAUCGAGAAGAUGGCGAGCAUUGUGGAUACGCGUAUGACACGGAAUCCAGACAACAAUACCGAUCUUGAUAAAAUCAUUCAAGAAGCUCUCCAAGGUCUAGACAAAGCAGGAAUCUUGGACCGAGCUUGUGUCGAAAAUUCAAGUGUCACCAAAAUUCUGCCAGUUACCGCCGGACAGCUCUACAUGCUGUCGAUGUGGCUAAACUCCAAAGGUAGCAACUUCUAUGCGGAGUUUACUUAUGAGAUCCAUGGCUUUAUGGAAUUCGUCGAUCUCAAAAAAUCAUGGCAAGCCCUGGUAGCGAUAAGUCCAGUUCUGCAGACUUUCUUCGCAUCAUCUGGCAAUGAACGAAUGCCAUACGUAGCGAUCGUAUCGAAAGAUGCAAAAGGCUCUGUCACAGAUGUCACUGGCGAUGAGCAUGACAACUUCGGCAAACAUAUGCAAGGUAUUGCUACUACACAGCCAUGGGUGCACCUCUUCGCCUCGCAAACGGCGAACGGCUGGGCGUUGAAGCUCAAUAUCCACCAUGCGCUAUACGACGGUGUUAGCCUACCUUUCAUGAUGCAACAGUUUCAAGCUAUCUGCAAUGGUGCCACAACUCCUCUAUCAAACGAUGCAUUCGUCCAUGUUGUCGCUAGCGGGUGCACAGCAUCGGCGAUAAGGGAGAAGCGGGCCUUCUGGACGAGAUAUCUCGCGAACUUGUCCCAAAACCGGCUGCUUCAGCCUUCCAAGAGCCCAGAAACGAGGACAGAGAUUUUUAUCCCAGGCUUGCUGGUGACCUCGAAACUGGAGGCUAUCGCUCGUCAACAUGGUGUUUCAGUGCAAUCAAUUUUCCUCGCUGCGUACGCAAAGAUCCACACCACAAACUCAGCCAGCAGAAACGACGAGGACGUGGUCAUCGGAGUCUACCUUGCGAAUCGCUCGCUACCUAUCAAUGGUAUAGCAACUGCGGUUGUACCUGCAGUCAAUUUACUACCACUACGCGUCAAGACGCCACUCGGUCGAAACCUUGCAGAACUAGCUGGCGAUAUCCAACGCGAUCUUCGAGACAUCAGUAACCCAGCGAAUGCUUCUGCAAGUCUUUUCGAGAUCAGCGAAUGGACUGGUAUCAAGGUCGAUACAUUCGUCAACUUCCUGUCUCUGCCGGAUACACAAGAGAUGGAGGGAGAUGCUCAGACUGAGGAGGGCAUCACAAUCAAACCGAUCCAAUACUGGCAGGAAUCGGUCAGUAAGGUAUCGAAAGCUGAGAAUCGUAGCUCUGAGGUACCUGCCGAGCUUGUGAAUGAGCGCGUUAAUGGAGCGUACUUGCAUGCUAUCGAUGUCGAGGCCACAAUACGAAAUGGCGCCCUGGACAUAGGCAUCUUCGCACCAACUGAAAUGAUGAGCCUACAAGAUGGCGAGGAGCUGGCACGAGAUCUAAAGAAACAACUCGAAGAGCUGUGA